This is a messenger RNA of Blepharisma stoltei, 1784 nucleotides long. The record is from the annotation of a GenBank genome assembly. Lineage: Eukaryota; Ciliophora; Heterotrichea; Heterotrichida; Blepharismidae.
AUGGACGAGCCAUCAAUCAGCUACUCAGAGAACUUAUCAACUAGCCAUUUCGAAGAAAUUCAGUCGCAUGCCUUGAUCGUCGAAGGCUCUAUGGGCGUUUUUAACAUCACUUCAUCAUUUGAGAAAAACAUGGGCGAAAAUAUCCAUGGCCCAACUUCCACAUAUGAGUCGAUACCAGUUCUUCCUUUGUCCCCCACAUUAAUGACCUUGGACUCUCCUACUCAUCCAAUAAGGGUGUUUGAAAGACUUAUCGAAGAUGUAAAUAAGAGAAACUAUUCACUGAGUUUAGUUUCGAUAUUUUUCUCUUGUAGGCAUUUCCUCGGCAUUAUUUUUUUCCCAUCAGGCAUUUUCGCCACCAAAAAGCAUGUCUAAAAAGAAAAAUCUUCAAAUAGAUAGUGCCAAGGAAAUGUCUGACGGAGGAAAUCUUCAAUUAAAGAUUUGGUACGAGAGAAACCACUUGAAAAAGAAAAUCGAAACUUUUGUCGUCCAAAGAGAAGAAGAGCAAUCUAAAAAGUUUAAAUCUCCAAGAAAGCUCACAAAAGACCAGGUCGAAGACCUCUAUAAUCGACUAUUGCUUGACCAGCAGAAAAGACAAGAAGCACAAAAUUUGAGGCAGCUUAUGAGAGAAAGCCCUACUAGAGAGUUACCAAAAGUUAUGAUGAGCAAGAAAAAAGAAGAAGAGCUUUUGUAUAGGCUGCACGAGUACGCGCAGAAGAAAAAAGAAUGAAUUGAAAUAAUGCAGGAAAAAAAGCAAAGACUUGAGGAAGAAGAAAUUGAAAGAUUGAAGCAUUACAGCCCGCGAAGAUAUCGCGACCCUAAUUUGUUUGAAAGACUGAGCAUUCCUAAGCUAAAAUCUCCUCCAAGGAGCUUAUCAAGCACAAGGACAAACUUCGUUUCGCCUCCUCGCUCUCCAAGAAGAGCUGUAAAAACAAAAAUAAGCCAUAAAAGUAGUCAGAAAUUAAUCAGAAAAAGUAUCACUCCACCGAGGACCUUAGACAAUGAUGAUAUUUCGAACCUGAAGUCCAGCACUUGUGAGUCAACAGGCCCAGUUAUUGUCGAUUUUAAGCCAGUUCAUAAAAUCACAGAUUUCAAGAGAAUGACAAUGAGCACAAUAUAAUAAUAAAACUACUUAUGAAAGUAGUCACUCUGAUAACCCUUCCUCCUCACCGCAAUAUUUAUUAUUAUGGGUUUUAUUUUCCUAAAUGGACCUUUAUCCACAAUGCCAAUAUGGAUUAGCGCAUAGGGUAGUCCAAGGAAAAAAGGAGGCAUGUGGUUUUCACUGCCUGACAGACUUGAGAAGGGCGACCGUUAGGCAGAAUAUGUGGUAAAGUUAGGUUAGGUGAGAAAGCAUGGCUCGUGAAGAAUUCUUGACACUUUUAGGUGUGCCUUAUGGAAUGCUUUCUAGACAAGAUGGCUGCUUACGUCACCAAUUUAGGAGCUAAAAGAUUGGCCUAAAUCAUCCUACUGAAGGAAGAGCACACGUUAAAACUAAAUAAUUAUAGUAGACAACGAGUACUACAUGCACGCCUUAUCCAGAGUCUACGAGGAGAACUUGGUGUACAGGAAGAGCUUCAUCACUGUCUGAAGAUAUAAAAACUGAAAAGCCUCAAGAAAGGUUCAAAUUGAUUGACAUUGAUGAUUAUUUAAGCCAGCUCAAAGCUAAAAUCAAAGCAGAGCUGAUCAACAAUAAACAAAACGAUGACUAUCAUUAUGAUGCAAACCCUAGCUUGGGAAGGAUAUUCAAGCUUUUUCCCGAGUUUGGAAGGAAAAUGAAACAAAAGUAG